Molecule: messenger RNA, 3162 nt
Organism: Anthostomella pinea
Lineage: Eukaryota; Fungi; Ascomycota; Sordariomycetes; Xylariales; Xylariaceae
Source: the annotation of a GenBank genome assembly
AUGGGCUCACAAGACUCCAGCGUGCGUUUUCGCAAGAUCCAGAGUUUCGAGACUGAAUAUGCACCGGCGACCAUCACCCAGUAUGAGUCGAACAGAAGUGGCAUGCAGGUCAUUGUGGCCGAUCGGAAGGGGCCCAAGGUGAACGGAUAUUUCACCUUGGCCACGGAGAUCUUCGAUGACUCGGGCGCACCUCACACCCUUGAGCAUUUGGUUUUCAUGGGUUCCAAGAGCUACCGGUACAAAGGCUUGCUAGAUAAGCUGGCGUCGAGGGCCUACGGGUCAACCAACGCAUGGACCGCAACGGACCACACAGCUUAUACUCUGGAAACCGCCGGAUGGGAAGGGUUUGCCCAAACCCUCCCUGUCUACCUCGAGCACCUCGUCGUCCCUACCAUAACGGAUGCCGCAUGCUUGACUGAGGUACAUCAUGUCAACGGCGAAGGCAAUGACGCUGGUGUUGUUUAUUCCGAGAUGCAAGCGGUACAAUACACGAGCCCAGAGCUCAUGGACCUCAAGGCGCGCCGCCUACUCUAUCCAGAAGACGUUGGGUUCCGAUAUGAGACUGGAGGCAUGAUGGACGCGUUGCGAGUGCUGACUCCCAAGAAGAUUCGUGACUUCCACAGGACCAUGUACCAGCCGCGGAACAUGUGUGUCAUUAUCGUGGGUGAGGUCGAUCAUGCUGACCUGCUGAAUAUCUUGGACAAGUUUGAGGAUAGCAUUAAGGAUGAUAUCCCGCCAGUCGAUGCGCCAUUCCGCCGACCAUGGAUCGAAUCUGCACAGCCUCCUGCGCUCAAACAGACGACCAUUGAGACGGUCGAGUUCCCCGAAGAAGAUGAAUCUACCGGUGACAUCGUCGUCGGCUUCUUCGGCCCCAGCUGCACCGAUGUUGUCCAGGCGACGGCCUUGAAUAUCCUCCUGACAUAUCUCUGUGGAUCAUCCGUUGCAGUGCUAGAAAACGUCAUUGUAGAGAAAGAGGAGCUUGCUAGCUCCGUCUCUUACUGGUGGGAUGCGCGACCUGAUUCUGUCAUCUGGCUUCAACCAACAGGAGUCGCUACUGACAAGUUGGAGUUUGUGGAGAAUCGCCUAAUUUCCCUCCUCAGGGAGGUUGCAUUCAAGCCCCUGGAUAUGUCUUACAUGAACGAAUGCAUCCAACGAGAGCGGCGACAGGUGAAGGCACAGGCCGAGGAGUCGGAGUCCUACUACUCCACGAACAUCAUUACCGACUACCUCUUCGGCAAGAGAGAUGGCUCAACGUUGAGAGAGCUGGCGAGCCUCGGUGAAUACGAUACCCUGGAGCAAUGGACAGACGACCAAUGGCGCAGUUUUCUCAGAAAGUGGAUUGUUGACGCUCACCAUGUCUCGAUUCUUGGAAAGCCGUCCUUGAAACUGGCGAACAAGCUGAAAGAGGACGAAGUCGCCAGGAUAGAGAAGAGAAAGCAAGAGUUAGGUUCGGAAGGACUUGAAAAGCUUCAAAAGAAGCUUGACUAUGCCAAAAAGCAAUGCGAUAUUGAGAUCCCUGACUCGGUGCUCGAGCAGUGGCAAGUACCGGCAACCGAUUCAAUCCACUUCAUCCAGUCGCAAACCGCACGAUCUGGUCUGGCCAAGAAGCUUGGUACCUACGAAAACUCAGCGCAAACGGCGAUCAACAACGCAUCAUCAGGCGAGCCAUUGUUCAUUCAGUUCGAGGAUGUGCCGACAAAUUUUGUGCACAUCACAGUUCAUGUCGGAACCUCGAAUGUGCCUGUCAAGUACAAGCCUCUUAUGCCCAUCUUCAACGACAACUUCUUCAACACCCCCAUCACGCGGAAGGGCGAGCGCAUCGAUUUCGAGCAGGUGGUAACGGAGCUUGAACGGGACACAGUGAGCUACGGGUUCGAAGGUGGCAGCCGGGUUGGCGACACUGAAAGCUUCCUCAUUCGUAUGCAGGUUGAGCCUGACAAGUAUGCCACCGCCAUCGAGUGGAUAAGGACCAUGAUGUUCGAUAGCAUCUUUGAUGUCACCCGCUUAAAGGCGGCCGUUGCCAAACAGCUUGCCGAUAUCCCGGAGUACAAGCGUGACGGUCGAGUUAUGUCCAAUGAGGUGGAAAUGGCGCUCCACAACGAGGCUUCGUCGCUUAUGGCAGCGAAGCGUACACUGGUCAAGGCUGUAUACCUCCGUCGACUCAAGAAGAUUCUCGAGAAAGAACCAGAGACCGCGUUAUCAUGGCUAGAGGAAGUCCGGAAGUCACUUUUCACCUUCGAUAAUCUCCGCGUUCUUGUCACAGCUGACAUUUCCAACUCCAAACUUCCUGACCCGGUCAAGACUUGGGACAUAUUAUCCAAGUCUCUCAACGUGAGCUCCGAGACGAUCCGACCAAUUGUUAAGCCGUACACUCUCCUCAAUAGUGAAGGCCGCAACCCUGGUUCUAUCGGCGCGACUAUCAUUCCGAUGACUACCAUCGAUAGCUCAUACUCCAUCAGCUCGGGCAAGGGCCUCACAUCUUUCUCCGACCCGGCAGUACCGGCACUACUUGUCGCCAUGCAAUAUUUGGAGACUGUCGAGGGGACACUUUGGAAUGCAGUUCGUGGCAAUGGGCUAGCGUACGGUGUCUACUUUGCAAAGGAGUUGGAUGGCGGAUACUUGCACUUUAAGGUGUACCGCUCACCGCUAGCCUCCAAGGCCAUUGCGGCAGCCCGCGAUGCUAUCGCAGCCUUAGCGAACGGGACCGUUGCCUUCGAGAAGCCGAUGAUCGAGGGCGCCAUUAGCCAGCUCGUUAUGGCGAUGGCCGACGAGCAGGCCACGAUGGCAACGGCAGCGGUGCAGAACUACAUCAUCGGUGCUGUAAGGGGCCUAGAAUCCGACUACAGUACGAAGAUGCUGGCGAAGGUCAGAGCCGUGACAGUAGACGAACUCAAAGAGGCGAUGAAGACUUGGCUGCUCCCAAUGUUCGAGCCCGGAAAGAGCAAUGUAAUCGUCUGCUGUGCACACGUCAUGGUUGAGAAAAUGGAGAAGGAACUCCAGGACAUGGGGUAUAAUACCCACAUCAAGCAGCUAUCAGACUUCAACGACGAUUACGGACUUGAGGCUCCUGCUGGAGAGGAAGAUGGCGAGGACGUGGACGACAAUGACGACGAAGAAGGUUCGGAAGGCUCGGAGGACUCCGAUGAUUCAAAUGAUGAUUAA